Molecule: messenger RNA, 1199 nt
Organism: Octopus bimaculoides (California two-spot octopus)
Lineage: Eukaryota; Metazoa; Mollusca; Cephalopoda; Octopoda; Octopodidae
Product: coiled-coil domain-containing protein 83-like
Source: RefSeq, a predicted model, not a curated record
AAUAAACGAUCAAUUUAAAAAAAAACACGAGUAAAAAAAUUAACGGACAAGAAGACGUGCACAAGGAAUGUGCAAGCUUGCCUCUCGGUGAAAAGAGAGAGUUUGACGUUUCGAGCAUAGCUCUUCGUCGGAAAAGAGAAACGGAAAAGUUCAAAGAAGGGAGAGAAGUCGGCAACAGCAAUAUAUAUAUAUAUGGAGAUAUUAAUAUCCCUCCCACAUGCACACACAUAAACACAUAAAUUUAUAAAUUAAUCACGAUGGACAAAAAGAAGAAAACAAAAGGAAGUAAAAAGAAACGGAAGACUAAAGGUGCUUUGAUGUCAGAUAAGGAAGCCAUCUUAGUUUACAAAUUAAGUGUUGCCGAGGAGAAACUCCACGAAGCAAAACAAGAGGCCCAAGCAUGGAAGGAGAAGAAUGAACGCCAUAUCAAAAGGAAUCACAAGCUUCAUUCCGAACAAACGGUUCUCGUGGAGCGUCUUUUGAACCAAUUCCGAGAAACUGAAACCAAAUGGAACAGUGAAGAAGUUGUCGGUAAAGAUGUGGUUGUAGAAGCGCUUCAAGACAAAUGGAAUCGAGUCGAAGACCAGAAGAAAGUUAUUGCCGCGACUCUGACAGAUCAGUUGGUUCACGAGAGAGACAGAGUAGAAGGAACCAUGACGGAGAAAGUCGAGAGUCAAAAAGAGAAGGCUAACAAGAAAGUCGUGUCGUUAAUGCCGAAGCACUGCUGCCGCCAGUUAAAAGAUAAUGGCUGGCUUAAACGCGAAAUAGAGCUCCACGUUAAGGAACACGAGGAACUGUCACAGUGUGUCUCUGAACUAGAAAAAAGUAAUUUAGAGAAAAUGAAGCAUUUAUUCGAAAUAAACGCGAAUGAUUUAAGAAUAUCAAGAACUGCAAUCCUCAACCAAUGUUCAGAAAAUGAUGACAUGGAAGCAAGUCCGAGUGCAAUAGAGAUAGAUUUAGCAAACAUAAUCAAUACGUGGUCAAAGAGAGUUGAUAUCAACACCAAAUCGAUAGUUCCAGUUGCAGAUUACAGUCGGCCUCCGUCAUCAUUUUUCCUGACGCAAGAUGAGCAAUCUCACAAGACCAACAAUUUUGAGGAAGGGUUGUUAGUCGGUAAUAUCGACUUCUAUCUUUUCAUUGGUAGUCCAUUUAUCGAUGCCAGAGGGAUGAAAAUCCAAUUCAACCGCUGUGGGAGUUGA